Talaromyces amestolkiae is the source of this 525-nucleotide messenger RNA. RefSeq lists its product as uncharacterized. The transcript has a single exon. The record is from RefSeq and is a predicted model, not a curated record. Lineage: Eukaryota; Fungi; Ascomycota; Eurotiomycetes; Eurotiales; Trichocomaceae. The coding region runs from base 1 to 525 and encodes 174 amino acids.
AUGCUUCAGACAAAUAUUUUUGCAGUUUUGAUAGCACUUGCACCCAGCGCUGUUCUCGCGUCCCCAGACGCCAAUGAUGUCCCUCCAAUUGUCGGCAGCGUUGUCUCAUCAGCCCUAAGUCUUGCCAGUUCGUACGCAUCCGAAUACAGUACGAUUCCACCGGAUGCCCAAUCUGCAGUCUCGUCGGCCCUAUCGCUUGCAUCAUCUUACGAGAGCUACGGAAACAGCGUCGCCAGUAGUGCGCAAAGCUUGGCGAGCUCUUAUGCUAGCGAAUAUGGUGGUGAUGGCAGCGACUCGACGACGACGACGACGGCAUCGGUAACUUCGAGCACUGGCACUGGCACCAGCUCAGGAGCAAAGACUGUCACCAAAACGAACGAUUCGACGGGGGCAACAGCGACGCAAGCCUCAUCUACCGGCAGCGCAUCUUACAACAGGGCACCAUUCACACCUAUUGGUGGGGGAUUGAUGGCCGCCAUGGGCAUUUUGGCGGGCUCUAUUGGUGUUCUAGCGGUUGUUCUCUAA